CUUGGCCUGCAUGCAACAUUAACACAUGGUCGUGGGUGAACGUUGUCAUGGUAACUGAUAAAUAGUCCUUGUCGUCGAUUAAGUAUUGAAAUUCAUAAUUGUAAACAAACCGUCAGCAUCAGGAUGUCUGUGCGCGAUAAAAUCCACAAGUUCGAAGAUAUGGAGAAAGGGAAGAGUGAAGAAGGUACAUCGAGUUCCAGUCAAGGCAAAAAGUUCUUUUAUCCAGGAAAGCAACCAAAGGCUCCAGCUGAGCCUGCUACAGUAACAAUUCCUCAAGUUAGAACCAAGCAUAACAAUCUUCCAGAUUAUGAGGCAGAUCUGCAAGAAGUGUGGAGUGUUAGGAAGAACAUACGACAUGUAAUGAGCAAUAACGUCAAUCAUGGAACAACAGGAGGAUCACAGCAAGUCGGAGCAGGGCUAGGCAAAAAAUUUUGUCAGCAUUAUUCACGUCAUGGAGCUGCAAUACCAGCCCAGCCUGCAGCAGAGCCCUCAAAAGAAGGAGGCCGGUACACAGCAGGACUGAUGGAGACCAGUCAAAGUUUGUGUAAGAGAUCCCCACUUCAAGAACAAAAUCACUUUGAAACUAGAACGUGGAACUUGAAAACGCCCGGUUUCUCGUAUACCGAAGGUGUUAAAAGACCGGGAAGACAGUCACCCACAGAAGGUGAUUUGCCACCUCAUACUAAAAGAAAAUUAGCAGUUGGAGAUAGCAACAAUGACAUACCACCUCUAAGACAAUUCUUCAAUCAUGGUCAAGAGCAAAACAAUGAUAAAUCUCAAUAUGCACAGCGAAUGGUGCAAGGGCACCUUAAAUCAGUUGGAAUGGGUCAAUAUACACCUAGUGCCAGUUACAGCAAGCAUCAAAUAGAAAAGAAAACAUCCUGGAAGAAAUUCGAACCAGAUGACUUUAGUUUUAACUAAUGUAUUACGUAUUAUACUUUAUGUAGAUUAUUGUAAAUCAUUGCUCUUUUUUGCAACAUUACUCUAUAAAAUACCAUACAAA
Messenger RNA from Amphimedon queenslandica, 1003 nucleotides. RefSeq lists its product as uncharacterized. The record is from RefSeq and is a predicted model, not a curated record. The coding region runs from base 124 to 921 and encodes 265 amino acids. The transcript has 6 exons. Lineage: Eukaryota; Metazoa; Porifera; Demospongiae; Haplosclerida; Niphatidae.